This is a messenger RNA of Melampsora larici-populina 98AG31, 1023 nucleotides long. RefSeq lists its product as uncharacterized. Lineage: Eukaryota; Fungi; Basidiomycota; Pucciniomycetes; Pucciniales; Melampsoraceae. The transcript has 14 exons. Bases 1 to 1023 code for a protein of 340 amino acids. The record is from RefSeq and is a predicted model, not a curated record. Gene Ontology annotation, molecular function: hydrolase activity, acting on ester bonds.
AUGAUUCAACAUAUGUUAUCCCGACGCACAAUACUUAUAUGCUUAGCUUCAGGGUUGAUUGCUUCGUUCAAAUCCCAUCCCAAAGACUAUUUACAAACUUUUCUGAAUGUGGUCCCGAAGUACGAUACAUGCGCCCCUCCCAAUGGACCAAUACCUUCUUCAAAGCCUGGUGAUGCACCUUUUUCGCAAGGGCAAAAGUCUUACGAAAGUGCCAUCCACUGUCCGCGGGGUAUUCGAGACAUGCCAAGAGGAAUCGUUCUAAUGGUUCCUUGCACGAGCGCCAAUGGCGCGGAAGUGUUUUCCAAACUCACACUCAGUCUACACAUUUCAGCAUACGGUCUAGGAGAUAUGCAGAUUGCUGGGGAGUUCGUAGCGUACGCUGUUAGCAACCUCGCCAGCUCAUCACCUAGUGGCAAGAUAAAUGUUGUGACUCAUAGUCAAGGCGGUGUAAACGCUCAGUGGGCUAUCACUUUUUGGCCAUCUAUCCGAAACCAAAUUACUAACCUCGUGACGAUAGGUGCACCACACAGAGGAGCUAUUAUGAUCGAUUAUAUUGGCAACUUGAUGGAUGUCAUUGGAGGAUCUUUGACUUAUAUCUUGCAGAUGCGCCAGAACUCUAGAUACAUGAGUGCAGUUUUCAACAGAACUGCCGAAAAUGGUGGACUGGAGGCUUUAGUUCCAACCACUUCACUUUUUACGUUUUUUGAUCAGUUCGUCUUGCCUCAGGCAUCGAACUCAAACGGUUCCUCUUAUCUAUCCGGAGCUUCAAACAUUGCUAUCCAAGAAGCAUGUGGGAGAAAUCGUAUCAUAGAGCACUUUGGAAUCAUCCUGGAUAUGGCUACGUACGGAUUGGUUUACGAUGCUUUGAGCCAUGGUCGACCAGCGAGUCUAGAAACCUUUGACCGGACUUACUGUGAAGGACAUUUUUCUAACCACUUUUUACACGUUCAGCCUUAUGUCUGUUUGACGGGUUACGGAAAGCGACAGGGACAAGAUAAGCAACACCCAUGGGGUAGGAAAUGA